AUGCUGAGAUAAAACUCAGGUUAUGAUGGCACCUUGUCCAGUUUCAUAAGGCUCAUUAACUCCUUUAGCAUUAAAUUCAAGAAGUCACUUGAGGAUAAACAAUACAGUAUAAGAAAAGAGUAGUAUGCAGAGUUACUUAAGAAACUUAUCUAUGAAAAGUAAAUGGCAAAGGUAAAAGAAAUCAGUAGCUUAUUGUUGAAAAAGCGAUAGCUUCUGACCCAUUUGCAAGAGAAGUUCACUCAAAAGAUAUUGUUGCUACAUGAAUACUUGAAGAUAAUUAGAAACUAAUCAUAGAUAUUUUAAUUAGAUCACCCUCGUAGAAUUGAACAGAGAUCAGCCUUUAGAAACUUUAUGUCGAGGUACUGCAUUAACUUAAACAAGUCAGAAUUUGUACAGUUUGAAUUGAUCUAGGACGAGGAAUUGAUUGAUUUUUAGGCUUCCAAUUAAUAGGAAAUCAAUUAUAUCAUAUAUAAGAAUAAACUUGUUGAUAAAAGAAAGGACUUCUUAGUUAAACUAGUAAAAUAAUCGAACUAAACUGACCGAAUGUAAAGAUAACUAUGA
Molecule: messenger RNA, 561 nt
Organism: Stylonychia lemnae
Lineage: Eukaryota; Ciliophora; Spirotrichea; Sporadotrichida; Oxytrichidae
Source: the annotation of a GenBank genome assembly